AUGCCGAACAGUAGUAAGGGAAUCUGCAGUGUCAAGGCCUCGUACCACUCCGGCAUCGAAUCAUUGCCCACGUUGCAGCCAAAAACUAAACAGCCACUUAAUCUCGUUGGCGAUGUCUCUGGUCGGGUCGCAAUCAUCGUUGAUGACAUGAUUGAUGAAUUGGAUCAGUUCUGUCGGGCUGCUGAAUUGCUUCAUGAGAAAGGUGCCAAAAAAGUAAGCUACUUUGAACUAUACACAGUUCAGGAAGUCUGUCAAUCUGACCACAGAUUCAUUCAUGACUUAUUUCGCGCUUGGGUAAUUAUUGCAUUUUUGUUGUUGCUUGGACAUUUUUGA
Molecule: messenger RNA, 333 nt
Organism: Protopolystoma xenopodis
Lineage: Eukaryota; Metazoa; Platyhelminthes; Monogenea; Polystomatidea; Polystomatidae
Source: the annotation of a GenBank genome assembly